AUGGCUGACACCUGCUACUCCAGGACCUGUGUUCCAGCUCCAUCCACCAUGUCCGUCUGCUCUAGCGAAAGGAGUUAUGGCAGCCGCAUCUGCCUGCCCAGUGCUCGCACUGACUCUUCCUGGCAGGUGGAUGACUGCCCUGAGAGCUACUGUGAGCCCUCCUGCUGUGCCCCCACCUCCUGCCAGUCCUCCUGCUGUGCUCCCACCUGCUGUGCUCCAGCUCCCUGCCUAACCCUUCUCUGCACCCCCGUGAAUUGUGUGUCCAACCCCUGCUGCCAGGCAGUCUGUGAGUCCAGCCCUUGUGAACUGAUCUGCACCAGCUCCUGUGAGCCCUCCUGCUGCCAGCAGUCUAGCUGCCAGCCUGCAUGCUGCACACCCUGUCAGCAGGCCUGCUGUAUGCCUGUCUGCUGUAAGCCUGUCUGCUGUAAGCCUGUCUGCUGUAAGCCUGUGUGCUGCAAGCCUGUCUGCUGCGAGCCUGUCUGCUGUGAGCCUGUCUGCUGUGGGGCUACCUCCUGCCCAUCCUCAUCAUGCUGCCAGCCCCCUGACUGCAGCCCCUCCUGCUGCAGACCAUCCUCUUGUGUGUCUCUCAUCUGUCGCCCUGUGUGUAAGCCCACCUGCUGUGUGCCCACCUCCUCCUGUGGUGCCCCUGCCUCCUCCUGUGUGUCCCUGCUCUGCCGUCCUGUGUGCCCCCGUUUGGCCUGCUGUGGCCCCUCAUCCAGCCAGAAGUCCUGUUGCUGA
This is a messenger RNA of Orycteropus afer afer, 738 nucleotides long. Its product is annotated as keratin-associated protein 10-3-like. The coding region runs from base 1 to 738 and encodes 245 amino acids. Lineage: Eukaryota; Metazoa; Chordata; Mammalia; Tubulidentata; Orycteropodidae. Gene Ontology annotation, cellular component: keratin filament. The record is from RefSeq and is a predicted model, not a curated record. The transcript has a single exon.